Messenger RNA from Pseudomassariella vexata, 3063 nucleotides. RefSeq lists its product as uncharacterized. The transcript has a single exon. The record is from RefSeq and is a predicted model, not a curated record. Lineage: Eukaryota; Fungi; Ascomycota; Sordariomycetes; Amphisphaeriales; Pseudomassariaceae. Bases 1 to 3063 code for a protein of 1020 amino acids.
AUGGGUCAUAAAUCCAAAUUCACGUUUCCCGUACCAGGACGGAGGUCCAAACAGUCAUCAGCUCCGGCAAACAUCUCGGCCCCGCUCACGAAAGCCCAGAGGAUAUUGGGUACCGGUGAGAUCAAUAUAGACGCGCCUAUGCUGCCUAGAGGAGACCCGCGGCCGUGGGAUGCGAGUUCAAUGUCAGGCAUCAGCAUCUCAGUUUCGGAUAGCAGCGUCACCAACACAAACGAUCAUCACAUGGGGUUUCUAGGCGAGGAAGACGAUGAGCUGAGGGCCAUAAGACAUGGCCCUGGUCAGAUGACCUGGGAUCAGGAAUCCGACAUCAUUCCUGUCCACUUGCGCAGCGGGUUGGGUGAAGCCGCGAGGACUCUGAGAAUGCAGAGGUCAGCCAUGACGCUGGGGCGUGAAUACAUGACGGACGGCUCAAGUCUUCGGCGUCGGCAGUCGAGUUCGUCCACCAUUUUGACCUACUACGAGAAGAACAAAGUCCCUCUAUCUAUAUCACAACAAACGUCAAGCUCGGCAAUGGCAAAGGGUUUGCCAACCAAGGCGAGCAACGUCCUCGAUGUGGAUGGAAAGCUAGGAGAUGCGACGGGCAGCAAGAAGAAGAAGCCCUCCAGGUUGGAUCUCUCGUUGCUGAGGUCCCGUAGCCGCAAGAGGGGACUUGCUCCAGUUGGGCCCGUACUGGGAAACGACUACGUGAUGGCCUCACCAACCUCCAUGUCGCCGGUGUCUGCACAAGAUACCUCGGCUCCUCCGCUGCCACAGCGAGGACUCAGCCAUAAAACCUCGAUGCGGAGCUGGAGGCAAGCUGCCGGCGGCGUCAUCAGCCCUCUCACCAACAACCCAUCCCGCAUGCGGGGCACAAACGAUGUGUCGGGUUUGCAGCAACUACACGAUCAUUACGAACAGGUCUCAAUGCGUCAGGUCCCAUGGAUUCCGAGGCCCCCUCAAUUCGAGCCCCUUACGUUGGGAUCGGCCCUAGAGCCCUCACCAGCCCUCGCCUCGCCAGUGACCCUCGCCGCGCCUCUAGCUUCUCACCCAGUGAUACUCCAAUCAGGCGAAUGCUGGCAUGCACAUGCCCGGAAAGACUCCACCGGGAGCCGGAACACCAUGGGAAGCGGAGGCAGUCGAAUGGCACUGCCGUCCCACCUCACACCAAGCCAGGACUAUGCAUCGAGCCUGUCCAGUCGGCACACCCGCACAUCAAAGACAUCAAAAACAUCACGCACGUUAGAUUCUGACUUGCAACAGAACAGUGUUUUGUCUUUAUCGGACUCCGAGUCGGAUGAAGACGACUUCAGCGAAACGGGCCCCAAAUCAUCAGUAUCUUCUCACGGUAAUCUCUCUCACGACGACGUCUUCGCACCUUCGAUCGUGGAAACGCGGAAAUCACCACUAUCUGGACCUCCAGUAGUCCCUACUGCUGAAUCCGAUAAGGCCAAACACACCGACUUCACGCCACUGAACGACUAUCUCACCAUACCGGGCUCCAGUAGCAGCAGCAGUGGCCGAGGGCCAAGUACGCGAAUGCCGUCAAACGGUACGCUUCGCUCCAACUCAUCGUCUACCAGUACAACCACCGCUAUUCCUCACGUGUCUUCCGUCGUGGCACCAGGCCGCUCAUCUCAUUUCUCCGUCAUGUCUAACAGCACUAUCGACUCCAUAUCACCACCACCAAAGGGUUAUGGCGUACAUGAGGCCAAGGCCAUUUCCAUUGUUCCACUGACGUCAACUGCAGAAGCUGCCAUGGCAGGCGUCUUGCCCCAAACACCCAAAAGCACUGAGCGGGCCAGGAUGGCACCGAUACCUGAGCGGCACCGAAAAUCGGAUCAACCCACUCCACCUUUAUCGCCGGCAAACAUGGAAGCCUACCUGAGGUCAGCCGCUUCUAUGCCCGAGGAAGGAGACAAGGUGGAAGACGGGCACAACGCCAGAUAUAUGGCGGUGACGAAACAGGAGGAGAUGCUGCUGGCGGCGCUGCGUGCUAAGAAAGCUAAGAUGCGUGAAAGCACGCACACAGACGUUGAAGCUGCCCGAAGCAGUCGUGGUACCAGUAAUGCAUCGGGCAGAAGCAGCAACGCGAGUCAUAGUCGCGAUGGCAGUGGAGUCGUCCCUGAAAUUGUCGAUAAGCCCAAGGUUAUGGAUUCCUCUAGUGCACAUCUGGGACCACGUCCACCCAUGUUUCCAUCAAGGAGUUCUUCGCUUCUGCCAGGCUUGAAGGAUUUGACCAAAAUAAAUGGUGGGACACAAGGACGCAAGACUCACAAGACUAGCCCUCGCGCUCCUGGAGUUAGUGCGCCCAUCGAUCGCAGUGAAUUGACGAGAAAGCGCUUCGAAUUAGCACUUCAAAGGGUCAGAGAACAGGGCACUUUCAAAGAGCGACAGGAAGAGCGACAACGUCUACACCAAAUCGAGCUGCAGAAGGAGCAGCAGCAUCACCGCUAUCCUUACCACUCGCAGCAGCAUCACCGCUAUCCUUACCACUCGCAGCAGAAGCAGCCACAGCACCCGUACCAAAACCAUCUGGAAGAAUCGAUACCGCUGUACUUGGACCGAUCAAAGAACAAAGGUCACGCAGCUAUCAGCCCAAGCGCCACCAGCGAUUUCAUCAACUUUUCAGGCGACAGUGAUGAUGAUGAGCCCUCUCAGCCUCUAUCGAGACGUAGCAACCUGGACAUGCCCGACUACGCUUACAGUAAGAGGUCAAGCGCGUCCUCGAGACAGGAGUCGAACAUCUUUAACUCCCGAAGCCCCUUCGAAAUCCAACUCCAAAGGUUACCGCAAGAUGCAAAUUAUGAUAUUGACGCGGACGACCAUGAGCACGAUUUCGAUGGGUUUUCCGACGUUAUGGAGCACGAUAGCCUCGGAAGCUUACGGGGCCCCGGCACGGCGAGGCCCGACAGUCCUGUCUCCCUAGCACCUGGAAAUCGAAAUCGGCUUUACGUCCCGGGCCAAGGUCACAUUCGGGGGAAGAAGAGCGCCGUCAGAUUGAGCGCCGUUGGUCGCGCUCCUUCUCCGGGGCCCUUGGAAAACCCUUGGUGGGGCGACGACGAUUGA